This is a messenger RNA of Kockovaella imperatae, 476 nucleotides long. RefSeq lists its product as hypothetical. The record is from RefSeq and is a predicted model, not a curated record. NCBI's taxonomy places the organism in Eukaryota, Fungi, Basidiomycota, Tremellomycetes, Tremellales, Cuniculitremaceae. The coding region runs from base 118 to 423 and encodes 101 amino acids. The transcript is spliced from 7 exons.
GAGUGAUUUUCCACAUGACUUGUACAGCUCCAGCGCAGAUAUAUAAAUACAUACCUUGCAGGACUUUACCACCAACCCAUACAAGACACUCACACACGAGCUCAAUCAACCAUCAUCAUGAGUAAACCAUAUCCAGAGAAUGGUCAACAGAUGUACCAAGCCUCCGAUGGCAAGUGGUACCCGACCGCACAGAUGCCUCAGAACUGGCAACAGAACCAAGGCCAGAGCGAGAACAGAGGAUACUACAAUCAACAACAACCUAUGGCUUAUGGUCAACAAGCUUAUGGCAGUGGUCAACCAGUCUACGUACAGUCUAGACCGGGGUACGGAGGAGGAGGAGCAGGCGCAGCGGCGGGCGGUGGAUGUCUAGCUGCCCUAUGUGCUGGAUUACUGUGUUUCGAUCUGGGAGCCUGCCUAUUCUAGAUAAACAGUGACGAUAAACAGGAAAAAUGGUACGUACGCUACACAAUGACAAG